UGUUAUUACUCAUUUUAUCUUUUCAAUUUAUUCUUGAACGAAAUGGAAGCUCCUGAUUUUGAAGUAGCCUCACCCCCUCCUGAUGGUAUCUCAGCCCUUGCUUUUUCUUCCCAGGCAGACCUUUUAGCUGUCCCUUCUUGGGAUAACAAUGUUAGAAUUUACGAGGUUCAGCCCACCGGAAAUACAGUACCUAAAGCUUCUUAUAGUCACGAAGGACCUGUUUUUUGUGUCGAUUGGUCUAAAGAUGGUAUGUCAGUUGUUUCAGGUGGUGCAGAUAAAGCAGUACGUAUGUAUGAUUUGAAUACGGGUCAAACAACACAGAUUGGUGCACACGACGAGCCAGUAAAAGCAGUAAAAUUUCUUGACGGACAAGCAAACAUUUUAGCAACAGGUAGUUGGGAUAAGACGUUAAAGUACUGGGAUUUAAGAUCACCACAACCUGUUGGUACUGUCGCACUCCCCGAAAGAUGCUAUUCGAUGGAUACAAAGGCCGAUUUAUUAGUUGCCGCUACUGCAGAUAGAAGUGUGAUGGUCUUCAAUUUGAGCAAUCCUACAACUAUUUUCAAACAAACUAUAUCCCCUCUUAAAUGGCAAACACGUAGCAUUUCUUGUUUUAUUGACGGUAAAGGUUAUGCUAUUAGUUCGAUUGAAGGACGUGUAGGUAUCCAAUAUAUUGAUGAAAAAGAUGCGACAAAAUGCUUCUCGUUUAAAUGCCAUCGUGAUGAAACAAAGAAUGUCUACUCAGUAAAUGCAAUCUCUUUUCAUCCUAUAUACGGUACUUUCUCCACUGCUGGCGCUGAUGGAACAGUAUCAUUUUGGGAUAAAGAUUCAAAGCAAAGAUUAAAGACUUUACCUAAGGCCAAUGGUACAAUUGCUUGUACUGCUUACAACCGUACCGGUAAUAUAUUUGCGUAUGCUGUUAGCUAUGAUUGGACAAAGGGCCACAAAUUCCAUUCAACUGAAGGACAAGUAAACAAACUGAUGCUUCAUGCUGUUAAAGAUGAAGAUGUUAAGCCUCGUGCUCCCAAGAAGAGAUAAAUCUCUUUUGUAAAUAUUUCUUUCGUCACUAUCCUUAUACUUUUCUACAUUAUACUCAAUAACACAAAAAAAAUAAAAAUCACAAGAUAUUAUGCAUG
Mucor mucedo is the source of this 1136-nucleotide messenger RNA. Its product is annotated as WD40-repeat-containing domain protein. The coding region runs from base 43 to 1038 and encodes 331 amino acids. Gene Ontology annotation, biological process: transcription-dependent tethering of RNA polymerase II gene DNA at nuclear periphery; RNA export from nucleus. Gene Ontology annotation, cellular component: nuclear pore. The record is from RefSeq and is a predicted model, not a curated record. NCBI's taxonomy places the organism in Eukaryota, Fungi, Mucoromycota, Mucoromycetes, Mucorales, Mucoraceae. The transcript has 7 exons. Gene Ontology annotation, molecular function: RNA binding; ubiquitin binding.